Molecule: messenger RNA, 1116 nt
Organism: Choloepus didactylus (southern two-toed sloth)
Lineage: Eukaryota; Metazoa; Chordata; Mammalia; Pilosa; Megalonychidae
Gene: NPSR1
Product: neuropeptide S receptor 1
Exons: 9
Coding region: 1-1116 (371 amino acids)
Biological process (GO): positive regulation of release of sequestered calcium ion into cytosol; neuropeptide signaling pathway
Cellular component (GO): cytoplasm; membrane
Molecular function (GO): neuropeptide receptor activity; vasopressin receptor activity
Source: RefSeq, a predicted model, not a curated record
AUGCCUGCCAACCUCACAGAGGGCAGCCCCAAUCCCAACGCAAACAUGCAGACAGUGGAUUAUUCCCCAGCCACCUGCACCGACACAGUGACUUUCACCGAAGUGGUGGAAGGUGAGGACUGGGGCUCCUUCUACUACUCCUUUAAGACUGAGCAGUUGAUAACGCUGUGGGUCCUCUUUGUUUUCACCAUUGUUGGAAACUCCAUCGUGCUGUUCUCCACAUGGAGAAGGAAGCAGAAGUCGAGAAUGACCUUCUUUGUGACCCAGCUGGCCAUUACAGAUUCUUUCACAGGACUGGUCAGCAUCCUGACAGACAUUAUUUGGCGAUUCACCGGAGACUUCCUGGCGCCCGACCCGGUUUGCCGUGUGGUCCGCUAUCUGCAGGUUGUGCUGCUCUACGCCUCCACUUAUGUCCUGGUUUCCCUCAGCAUAGACAGAUACCAUGCCAUCGUCUACCCCAUGAAGUUCCUGCAAGGAGAAAAGCAAGCCAAAGUCCUCAUCGUGAUUGCCUGGAGCCUCUCAUUCCUGUUCUCCAUUCCCACCCUGAUCAUAUUUGGGAAAAGGAAGCUUUCCAAUGGGGAAGUGCAGUGCUGGGCCCUGUGGCCUGACGAUUCCUACUGGACCCCUUACAUGACCAUCGUGGCCUUCCUGGUGUACUUCAUCCCUCUGACCAUCAUCAGCAUCAUCUAUGGCAUUGUCAUCCGAACUAUUUGGAUUAAAAGCAAAGCCCAUGAUACGGUGAUAUCCAACUGUUUAGAUGGAAAAUUGUGUACCAGCUACAAUCGAGGGCUCAUCUCAAAGGCAAAAAUCAAGGCCAUCAAGUACAGCAUCGUCAUCGUCCUCGCCUUCACCUGCUGUUGGAGCCCGUACUUCCUUUUUGAUAUCUUGGACAAUUUCGGCCUCCUUCCAGAUACCAAUGAGCGCUUCUAUGCCUCUGUGAUCAUUCAGAACCUACCAGCCUUGAACAGUGCCAUCAACCCCCUCAUCUACUGUGUCUUCAACAAGUCCCUCUGUUUCCCCAGCAGGGAGCCAAGAUCACGGGAUUCCAGAAUGACCUACCGAGAGAGAACGGAGAGGCAUGAGAUGCAGGUUCUGUCCAAACCAGCAUUUAUCUAG